Abrus precatorius (Indian licorice) is the source of this 2537-nucleotide messenger RNA. RefSeq names its product tip elongation aberrant protein 1. The transcript has 11 exons. Gene Ontology annotation, molecular function: protein binding. The record is from RefSeq and is a predicted model, not a curated record. Bases 238 to 2094 code for a protein of 618 amino acids. Lineage: Eukaryota; Viridiplantae; Streptophyta; Magnoliopsida; Fabales; Fabaceae.
AUAGAUUUGUUUUUUACUGGCAUCGGCUUUAUCAGCGAGAAAAAAAAGAACCAUUUUCACUCUCUCGCCGUGAUUUGACACUUUUAAUAUUUUCCCAUUUGCAUGCCAUCUCUCUGAUUUGAUUUCACCCCAUUUCACUUCAUUCCUUCUUCAUCAAAUUUCCAAUUUAAAAAAGUAUUUUUUUAAAAAUAUUUUAUUGGGGUGGUGAGUUUUUGGUCUGCAAAUUGGUUGUGGAAAAUGAGGUGGGAAAGGGUUGAGUUGAACCCUUACAUAGGCACAGAGGGAGAAAGGGUAUCUAUGUCUGGGCCAGGGAAGAGGUGGGGACACACCUGCAACGCCAUCCAAGGUGGCAGAUUUCUCUAUGUCUUCGGAGGUUACGGCAAAGAUAACUGUCAGACCAACCAAGUUCACGUUUUUGACUCUCUGAAGCAGAUUUGGAGCCAACCCGCCAUGAAGGGCCUUCCACCUGCUCCUAGGGACAGCCAUACUUGUACAGCCAUUGGUGAUAAUCUUUUUGUGUUUGGGGGUACAGAUGGGAUGAAUCCGCUGAGGGACUUGCACAUAUUAGACACUAUUUCAAAUACGUGGAUUUCUCCAACUAUAAGAGGAGAAUGGCCAGAGGCACGUGAGGGUCACAGCGCGGCAGCUGUUGGCAAACGGAUGUUCAUAUUUGGUGGUUGUGGAAAAUCUGUUGAUAAUAAUAAUGAGGUCUACUACAAUGAUCUUUACAUAUUAAAUACAGAGACAUUUGUUUGGAAGUGUGCCACAACAUCAGGCAAUCCACCAUCCCCUCGUGAUAGCCACACUUGCUCAUCUUGGAAAAACAAAAUUAUUGUGAUAGGCGGUGAAGAUGGGCAUGAUUAUUACUUGUCUGACGUUCAUAUCCUAGAUACUGAUACCUUAAUUUGGAGGGAGCUGAAGACAUCAGGCCAAUUGUUGCCACCUCGAGCUGGUCAUUCCACUGUUUCUUUUGGCAAGAACUUGUUUGUUUUUGGUGGAUUUACAGAUGCCCAAAAUCUCUACAAUGACCUUUAUAUGCUUGAUAUUGAUACUGGUAUUUGGACAAAUGUUACAAUUGCAGCCAACGGUCCUUCUGCCAGAUUUUCUGUAGCUGGUGAUUGUUUAGACCCAAUUAAGGGUGGUGUUCUUGUGUUUAUUGGUGGUUGUAAUAAAAGUCUUGAGGCCCUGGAUGACAUGUAUUACCUACAUACAGGGCUUGCUCGGGAAAGUGAACAGAGACCAGAGAAAUUAUCUUUAAGGAAGCAAUUGAAACUGAAAUGCCAAGAACAAAAUCUCAAUCCUAGCCAAAGUCCAGUUCUGGUUAGAUAUGGAGUGGGUUCUGAUACCGGUCAGAUGAUGACAAUGUUGAAUUAUAGCCAGCCAAGUAGACUAAAUAUCCCUCUAAAUCAACUGCCUCCUUCUGGAAACAAAAUGUUUGAAGCCAAGGUUAUUGAAAACGUAUCAGAAGGAUAUACUAUUGAAACUGUUAUUGAUGGAAAGCCUCUUCGUGGAUUUCUGUUUUUAAACAAGCCAAACUCUCUGUACUCUGCUGCUUAUACUCCCAGUAGGAAAAGGACUGGUGGUGAACAUGAUAGUGCUAAUUCUGACAAAUUCAAAACUCCUAAAUUGGUCAAGCAAAAUCAAAUGGAAAAUAGAGAAGCAGUUCGUGGAGACUAUUCAGAAUCUCAUGAACAACGCACUGACUCUGUUGCUGCACUUAUGUCAAGUACCCCAACAACUGCCAAUACUUCUGAUACCCAUAAGAUUUCUGCCAACCCAGAACCAGAAUCUGCUGCUUUGAAUCAAAAUGAUGAAAAAGAUGAAACACCAAAAUCCUUAGAGCGAAACUUGAAAAAUGACGGAGCAAAUGAUGUGACAAGUCCCAAAGGUGAAGUCCAAACAAAUGAUCAAACAAAUGUGCUAACUUCCAACUUCGAAGUUCCAAGACAUGAUAAACAAAGUGAUGCACCAGACUGCAACACUGAAUUUCUAAAAUCUGCUGCAGCUGAGAGUGCUACAUGUCUGCCAAAUCAAGGUGCAAUGGCAGAUUCCAACUUCCAAGGACAGGAGAAUGCAGUGAACCAGCAAAAUUAAUUUGAACUCAGGAGAUAGUGGUGAUGGUGAUAGACUUUGUCUGCUAGGCAUUUGUACAUUCCUCUUCUCAAGAUGAUCAUAGAGGUCACUAGGUCAAUAUAAUUGGUGAUAUAGACUAACAUCGCAGACUGGAGUUGUUAUUUGCUCGCUGACACCCUUUGAUCUGAAAUUUCAGUUGAACAAAGCCAUGAUUACCUUUAGUGUAGGCAGUGAUAGAAGCAGCUUAGUUUGAAACUGAGUCAUCUCUUUAUUUCCAUUCCUAUCUUCAUUCAUUGCAAGGAAUGAAAAUUUUGUUUUGGUGGUAUGAGAGCACCAAUAUUGUUCCAAAUGCCGCUUAGCUUUAUUUUUAAAUUCUUGGAAUUCCUAUAUAACUUAAUCCAUCUGGAGUUGAUGGUAAUGGUACUUUUCAGAGAUAAAUAGGGCAAUAGAAGCUUAAAUUGUUU